Molecule: messenger RNA, 622 nt
Organism: Pseudoliparis swirei
Lineage: Eukaryota; Metazoa; Chordata; Actinopteri; Perciformes; Liparidae
Gene: gnrh3
Product: gonadotropin-releasing hormone 3
Exons: 4
Coding region: 44-316 (90 amino acids)
Biological process (GO): multicellular organism development
Cellular component (GO): extracellular region
Molecular function (GO): hormone activity
Source: RefSeq, a predicted model, not a curated record
UGGCUAAUGCACCACAUGCAAACAAGGCAAAUACAGAGCUCUAAUGGAAGCGAGCAGCAGAGCGAUGGUGCAGGUGUUGUUGUUGGCGUUGGUGGUCCAGGUCACCCUGUCCCAACACUGGUCCUAUGGGUGGCUACCAGGUGGAAAGAGAAGUGUGGGAGAGCUGGAGGCAACCAUCAGGAUGAUGGGUACAGGAGGAGUGGUGUCUCUUCCCGAAGAGGCGAGUGCCCAGACCCAAGAGAGACUUAGACCAUACAAUGCAAUUAAUGAUGAUUACAGUCAUUUUGAGCGAAAGAGAAAGUUCCCAAAAAAUUGAAGGAGAGGAAACAAAAAGGAGAAAAAAAGGACUGUAUUUGCAUCUCCAUCAACACCUGUGCUGCAUCGCCUGCAUCAGGAUACUGGCUUCAACAAAUCAUCACAUUUAUUGCAUAGAUUAAUUCCUGUACAUGUAUGUCUGUAACAUUUGAUUCCAUUUGAAACUGUAAUAAAGUUUUUGAAAUCUGAUCAAAUGAUCAAAUGUGUCAGAUUAUCAGAUUGUAAUCUCACUUUGUAGAUGUGGUCAUUAGGAUGAUAAUUAAAUUUUAAAUGCAGUUUUAAAAGCCGUUAAAUGGAUACAAAUGCC